Episyrphus balteatus (marmalade hoverfly) is the source of this 787-nucleotide messenger RNA. RefSeq lists its product as uncharacterized. The record is from RefSeq and is a predicted model, not a curated record. The transcript is spliced from 2 exons. The annotation marks the transcript as partial. NCBI's taxonomy places the organism in Eukaryota, Metazoa, Arthropoda, Insecta, Diptera, Syrphidae.
UUUACAAUACUAAAUAAAAACAUUAAUGUGUCUCCAAACAGUAAUGAUGAAAAUGAAAAGCUAACAACACCUAAGCAACAAAAAGCCACCGCAACAUUCUGUGAUUCUGGUGAAACGAAUAAACGCUCAAGGCCCACAACUCCAAUAACAUGCUCACUCUUCUUUACCGACAACACCAAUAACCAACAACAAAAACCAGAAGAUAAACCUUCUUCUGCAUCCCCAACACCAUCUUCCUCCUCUUCAACUUCUUCCUUCUCAUCGCCUGGUACAUCAAAACAAGUUCCAAAUAAUGAUGCUGCCUUCUUUUCCACGUCAUCAUCUCCUCCUGCGCCUCUCACUCCACCAGCUACGUCAACAGAGAAACCAGUAUCGACAUUUUAUCAAUCCUUGUUGGAGUCAUCCUAUAUUGCUGAUGGUAUGUCCAAUGGUUUUGCACAGCUUUCUGAAAGUGAAAUGCUUCAGCAGGCAAUUCAGCUCUCUACACAAGAAUAUUUAGAAGAUCAGAAGAGAAAAGGAGGUUUUCUAUUUUAAGUUUUUUUUUUUAGAUCUUAGUUUAACUAAAAAUAUAAAAAAAAAGAAAAGAAAACUAUAAAUAUUUUUUGAAACAUUCUAUUUUCUACAAAACACACAAAAUCUUUAACCAACACACAAAAAAAAUCCAGACACAUUGAAAUAAUAUGAACCCUUCUCACUAUGUAUAUCUCUGUAGAAUAUAAAAAAUUAAUAAACUACAAAUUUGCAAUGUAAAUUGAGCUUACAAAUUGAAUUAAAGAAAAAAAAAUAA